Molecule: messenger RNA, 330 nt
Organism: Gongylonema pulchrum
Lineage: Eukaryota; Metazoa; Nematoda; Chromadorea; Rhabditida; Gongylonematidae
Source: the annotation of a GenBank genome assembly
AUGAAAUUGGUAACGGGUGUGGACAAAGGCAUCCGCUUCAUCGAAGGAGACUCAUCAACUGGCGGCAUCGUGCCUGCGCUGGUGCUUGAUACGAAGAAAGCGCCGUUCUUCAACGAGGGCAGAUUAAUGGACUUUGUUGCCGAGUUAUACACAUCGGAUUCGAAAGCUUCCAUCCCGCAACUGGAUGCGAAAGAAUUUCAGAAAUUUCGGCGUUCGGUAGAACCUUUAAUACGUAACCUUCGACUGGUGCGGAUGAAUAGCACCAAAACGUUUAUUGCUUCUUAUUUAUCGAAUCGGCCAGUUAGCAGUAUCAUGUACGUUUUGCUUUAA